Paramecium sonneborni is the source of this 792-nucleotide messenger RNA. Lineage: Eukaryota; Ciliophora; Oligohymenophorea; Peniculida; Parameciidae. The record is from the annotation of a GenBank genome assembly.
AUGAUGGAAGAUGGAGAAAUUUCAGAAUUAUGUAAGAUGUGCGGGAAACCAGAUAAAUAUAAAUGCCCAUAAUGUGAAACUAAGACAUGUUCAUUAGAUUGUUGUAAAAAACAUAAGCAAAUUUAUAAUUGUAAUGGAAUUAGAGAUCCAUCUAAGUAACCAAAUAAAAUUACAGAACUUUUGGUUUAAAGGGAUUAUAAUUAUGUUAAUAAUGUGAUGCAAAAUACAGAGAUGAUUUAAAAAAAACUUGUUGGUAUUACUGCUUUACCAGAUGCCAUGAGAUAUAAAUUAUUAAAACAUUAUGCAAGAAAAAUGAAUGUAGAUGUUAUAUUAGCACCAAAAAUAAUGAAAAAGCAUAGACAGAAUUUAUCAUUUUACUCAAUAAAGGAUAAAUAAAUUCAUUGGUGUUUAGAAAUUUAGUAUCUAAAUACUUAUUAUGUUACAAAACCUAUAUCAUAAAAGACAACAAUUUUAGAUGCCAUUCUUUAACAAGAUUUAUUUGAUUCUAAAUUAUUAGAUUUAUACAAAAUAAAUACAUCAAGAGAUUCAUUAAAAUGUUAUUUUGAAGAAGGAAAAAUUUAAUUAAAUUGGUAAUCUUAUGAAGUUCUAGAUUUUACAGAAUAAGAUGAAUAUAAAUUUAAAAAUCAAAAGAAAAAAUUAAACUAAGUAAAUAGCCAUCAAAAGCAAACUUUAUUUAUUGACCCUAAUUUUACAAUUGAAUAGAUGAUCAAAGGAUAUACAGUAUUUGAAUUUCCAAAUAUUUAAAUGAAAUUCUUAUUCUAAAAUGAAUGA